This is a messenger RNA of Malania oleifera, 2315 nucleotides long. Its product is annotated as phosphoinositide phospholipase C 2-like. The transcript is spliced from 10 exons. Gene Ontology annotation, molecular function: phosphatidylinositol-4,5-bisphosphate phospholipase C activity. The coding region runs from base 343 to 1980 and encodes 545 amino acids. NCBI's taxonomy places the organism in Eukaryota, Viridiplantae, Streptophyta, Magnoliopsida, Santalales, Ximeniaceae. The record is from RefSeq and is a predicted model, not a curated record. Gene Ontology annotation, biological process: lipid metabolic process; phosphatidylinositol-mediated signaling.
UUUAUUAUUUCUUGCAAGGAGAUUUUCUCGGCAAUCCGCUCUUGAAAGUCGAAUCCCAGAGUUUUUCAGUUGUCGAAUCUAUUCUAGUUAUGUUCAUCUCAAACCUCUGGAGAGAAAGAGAGAAGCUGAUUGCUGCUACGGUAGAACGUGUUCCGCGUGGAGGUUCGAAGAAUGCAGAUUGUAGAGCUUCCUUGCUGAAAUCAGAACAACUGCUCGCUUGGGUGAGACGCGAUUCCUGUGAAUAUAUUAAAAUGCACAACUGGGCGUAUUUUCAGACUCAAGGCGGCUGAACCACCGGAAGAGAUCAAAUUGUUGUUUGUUCGAUACUCUGAGAAUGGCUACAUGAGUAUUGAUCAGCUUCACAGAUUCUUGGUUGAAGUUCAAGGAGAGAAAAACGCUACUGAAGAGGAUGCCCACUUUAUCUUCAAUAGUGUCAAACAUCUUAAUAUAUUCCCAAGAAGGGAGCUUCGUCUUGACGCCUUCUUCCGGUACCUCCUCGGCGACCUCAAUCUUGCUCUCUCUCCAUCCCUUGGGGUGCAUCAUGACAUGAAUGCUCCAUUGGCUCAUUAUUUCUUAUAUACAGGCCACAAUUCCUACUUAACUGGGAAUCAGCUCAGCAGUGACUGCAGUGUGAAGCCAAUCAUAAAGGCACUGCUGCAAGGUGUAAGAGUAAUCGAAUUGGAUUUGUGGCCAAAUUCCACGGGAGAUAUGGUGGAGGUUCGUCAUGGAGGGACGCUGACUAGCCCAGUGGAAUUCAUCAAAUGUUUGCAUGCUAUUAAGGAUAAUGCUUUUUCUGCGUCUGAAUUUCCUCUUGUAUUAACAUUCGAAGACCACCUUACUCCUGUUCUCCAGGCUAAAGUUGCCAAGAUGGUCACAAAAACAUUUGGAGCCAUGUUGUUUCGCCCUGAAUCAGAAUACUCACAGGAAUUCCCCUCACCAGCAUCACUGAAGAAGAGGAUUAUUAUCUCCACCAAACCACCAAAAGAAUAUCUUGAAUCCCAGAGUAAGAAGAGGAUAAAUAAUUCACAGAAGGAUAAUGAUUCAGGAGAGGAAGAAUCUUGGCAGAAGGAAAAUUCAGGUGUUAAAAAUGAAGUAACUGAAAAUAAGAAGGAUGAGUCAGACGAGGGAGAAGACCAUCAGGAUGAAGAUAUUCAGAGUGCAUCUCCUGAUGAAUAUAGACGUUUGAUUGCUAUUCAUGCUGGGAAGCCAAAAGGUGGAGUAGGGAACUGGCUAACCAUUGAUUCCAAUAAUGUUAGACGUCUGAGCUUGAGUGAGCAGGAUCUUGAAAAUGCUGAAAAAACACAUGGAACUGAUAUUGUCAGGUUUACCCAAAAGAAUCUGCUGAGAGUAUACCCAAAGGGUACGCGUGUUAAUUCAUCUAAUUAUAAUCCUCAUGUUGGAUGGAUGCAUGGAGCUCAAAUGGUUGCAUUUAAUAUGCAGGGAUAUGGAAAGUACCUUUGGAUUAUGCAUGGAAUGUUUAGAGCCAAUGGUGGCUGUGGCUAUGUGAAGAAGCCAGAUUUUUUACUGAAUAUUGGCCCAAAUAAUGAGGCUUUUGAUCCUACAGAGAAAUUACCAGUUAAAACAACUUUGAGGGUAAAAGUAUACAUGGGAGAAGGGUGGCAUGUGGAUUUUCACCAUACACAUUUUGAUCGAUUUUCCCCACCGGACUUCUUUGUGAGGGUUGGAAUAGCUGGUGUCCCAGCUGACACAAAGAUGCACAAAACACAGGUGAUUGAGGACGACUGGCUCCCAGUCUGGAACAAAGAGUUUGAAUUCCCGCUUACUGUUCCCGAACUGGCCUUGCUUCGGAUUGAAGUUCUUGAGUUUGACACAUCUGGAAUACACGAUUUUGGAGGCCAAACAUGCCUCCCCCUAACAGAGUUGAGAACCGGGAUCCGAGUCGUCCCCCUCUGUGAUGAAAGGGGGCAGAAGUACAAGUCUGUAAAGCUUCUUAUGUCUUUUGAAUUUAUUCAAUACUAGUAUGGGCUUGUGUGCUGUUGUUUAGAAGGUAGCUGUGUUAUAUGUGUGGCAUUCAUUACGUCAGUACAUUGUUCUUUGUUGCUGUUACUAAGAAGUAAGAACUCUAUUUUAAACUUGCAAUAAGGAAAAUAUAUUGUAAAAUGGGCCUUCCUCAUGCAAGCCCAGACACUUAGAUGAGCCCACACCAGCCUGCCAAGCGGGCUCUUACGUGCUGUUGGGCUCAUAUGAGCCAGGCCCGUUCAUGAAAUGCUUCACUUGUUCUAUUUUUAUUUUUCUUUUAUUUUUAUUUUGAUUUUUAUGAUAAUAAUAUUCAGCAGCAAAUGUUUUGUGAUAAA